UGACUUGUCCUACAACAAUAUCAGUGGCCCUAUACCAAGAAUUUUAGCUAAAUCCUUCAACAUUGUUGGAAAUCCUCUUAUUUGUGCAACUGGAAAAGAACCAAACUGCCGUGGCAUGAGUCAAUGUCCAUGAACUUAAAUGGCACUGAAGUUCUCGGUUUCGGCCUUGUUCUUUGGUGGAAGCACAAGCACAAUCAACAAGCAUUCUUUGAUGUUAAAGACCGGCAUCACGAAGAAGUAUACCUUGAAAACUUGAAGAGGUUCCAAUUCAGAGAACUCCAAGUUGCUACCAAUAACUUCAGCAGCAAGAACAUUCUUGGAAAGGGUGGUUUUGAAAAUGUCUACAAAGGAGUUCUCUCUGAUGGCACUCUUGUAGUGUCUUGUUAGAUUCUGACAUUUUGAUGUGCUAAAACACUAUUGGACUCUCCUUGUAGUGUAUUUGUUGGAAUAAAUGAAGUCUCAACUCAAAGUUGUUGCUGUUGUUGCUAUUAGCUAGCUCUGGAUUCAGCAUUCAUUCCAUGGUUAGUG
This is a messenger RNA of Arachis ipaensis, 528 nucleotides long. Lineage: Eukaryota; Viridiplantae; Streptophyta; Magnoliopsida; Fabales; Fabaceae. The record is from RefSeq and is a predicted model, not a curated record.